This is a messenger RNA of Mugil cephalus (flathead mullet), 844 nucleotides long. Its product is annotated as heat shock protein 30-like. The record is from RefSeq and is a predicted model, not a curated record. NCBI's taxonomy places the organism in Eukaryota, Metazoa, Chordata, Actinopteri, Mugiliformes, Mugilidae. Gene Ontology annotation, molecular function: protein folding chaperone. Gene Ontology annotation, biological process: response to heat; protein refolding. The transcript has a single exon. The coding region runs from base 87 to 728 and encodes 213 amino acids.
CGCUACACAAGCUACACAGAAGAGAACAGACACUUGAACAGAGUUUCAUCUCACAACUAGAGGACUCACCACUAAACACUGAGAAGAUGCUGUGCUCUCAUGGAUUCCAGUCUACCCUCAGUCCACUCAUGGACGUCUACUGUCCUGUACGCAGUCUGUGGCCAGAGGUCAGACCUCUGUUCUACCAGCAGGAUCUCCUGCAGAGAAACCUACAGGAGCUGCGCAGCAGUCUGCAGCUGAUGGACAAACUUCAGCACCAGAUCCUGGAGGAGACGGAGCCUUUCCAAAGCAGUGUGGCCGUGCAACCGGUCUCCUACCAGCUGGACAAAGAGGGAGAGCACUUUGGCCUGACCCUGGACACUCGAGGCUUUUCACCAGAGGAGCUGUCUGUCAGGCAGGUGGGCAGGAAGCUGAGAGUCAGCGGGAAGACGGAGAAGAAGCAGGAGGACGAUGAGAAAGGCUCCUACUCUUACAGACUGCAGGAGCUCAGACAGGAGUUUGAUCUGCCUGAAGGUCUGAACCCUCAAGCCGUCACCUGCUGCCUGUCCCCAGACGGAAAGCUCCACAUCCAGGCAGCCAAACAUCAACGUGUUGAGGAGGCUGAGAGAGAGCUGACCAUCAAGAGGAGCUCAGAGGAGGAAACACAGCAGAGUGUGUGUUCACAGGAACCACACAGCAGCACAGAGACACACAACAGCACAAAGGACAAACCUGGACACAUGGGCUGAUACACAUGUUGUUGUCACAAUGUAGCUUCAGUAUUUACACACACUGUUAAAAUAUGAUCAUAUGUACUUUUGUAUUUUUGUAACUGAAGAUAAAAAUAAAUGUGUGAACAGCUGAA